CAUCUGAGGAUGUGUCCUCAGGGUCCGACCUGCUGCACCAGCACCAUGGAGGAGAAUCUGGCCGGUCUGACGGCCCGAGAGACCGAGGGGCUGAUCAGAGACGCCGGCAGGUCGCUGCAGGCGUCUUUCAACGCCCUCCACAGGAGCUUCGACACCUAUUUCACCGAGCUGCACAGUCAGUCCGAGCGCUCCCUCCAGGAGGCGCUGUCUCCACUCGGCCCUCUCUACUCCCAGAACACCCGCCUGUAUGGAGAUCUCUACGCCGACCUGCGACAGUACUACCGGGGCUCUGCUCUCAACCUGGACGAGACGCUGUCGGAGUUCUGGUCCCGGCUUCUGGAGCGCACGUUCAAAUCCUCCACCCCCGCAGAGGUCAGCCUAUCAGAGGACUACCUUGAAUGUGUCGCUAAGCAACAGGAGACGCUGCGGCCAUUUGGAGACGUCCCUCGGGACAUGAAGGCGAAGGUGAUCCGCGCUUUUGUCACAGCCCGGUCGUUUGUCCAGGGGCUGAUAGUCAGCGGAGAGGUGGUCAGGAAGGUGUCGCAGGUCUCUCUGAGUGCAGAGUGUACGAAGGCCCUGAUGAAGCUGGUUUACUGCCCUCACUGUCGCGGCCUGAGCUCCGUCAAACCCUGCUCCAACUACUGCUCCAACGUCAUGAAGGGCUGCCUGGCCAACCAAGCCGACCUGGACACCGAGUGGCAGAACCUCAUAGACACCAUGAUCCAGGUGGUGGCCAGUUUCACCACAGAGCCCAGCCUCGACGUGGUUCUCUCCUCCAUCCCUGCUCGGAUCUACGAGGCCGUUCACUACCAGCAGGAAAACAUGGACACGUUCACAGCCAAAGUUUACCAGUCAUGUGGAUCGCCAGGGGAACCAGGCACAGGAAGUCCCGCCCCUCACGAGCAGAAGAGGAAGAGCGGCUCGUUGACGGCCUCCGAGUACAAACCCUCGCCGACUGCUGGGCUCAGGCUGGAGAUGCAGGUAUCGGACCUCUCCAGUAAACUGAGGGAGAUGAGACAGUACUGGGUCCAGCUCCCGGUGGCACUCUGCAGCAAACUGGCAGCAGGAGGCGCCGCUCAGGAUAAAUGCUGGAACGGCAUCACCAAAGCCAGAUAUCUUCCAGAGGCGAUGGGCGAUGGCCUGGCCAAUCAGAUCAACAACCCAGAAGUGGAGCUCGACAUCACAAAGCCAGACAUGACGAUCCGCCAGCAGAUCAUGCAACUUAAGAUCAUGAGCAACAGGCUGAAGAACGCCAUGGAUGGUAACGACGUGGACUUCCAGGAUGCAAGUGAAGACAUCAGCGGCUCUGGAAGCGGGAUGUGCGUGGGUGGACAUUGUCCUCGGAGCAGGCCGGGAUUGUACGCCUACUCGCCAGAAAACAACCGAGUCCAAGGCGCGGCCACGUCUCACACCGGCCUCCCACUCCUGCUCCCAUUGGUCGCCCUGCUCCUCCAGCGAUGAUGGACUGCUGCCGCCUCCGAUCAGACUCUGAAGUCUACAGCAGCGCUGAACUGUGGUUUGGACUGAGGGAGAGGUAAAGGGGGAAAAUUGGAAAGUUACCUUGCCAAAAAAAUUUCAAAAAGACAUUUUGGACAAGAUUUUCUUCGACCGAGGAGGAGCAACAAAACUGACAGUGACAAUGUACUUUAUUUUGUUUGGCUCGGUUUUAAAAUGUUUGUGUGUGAUUUGGUUUCUUGAGCCGGUUUCAGUGGAUUCCUGGGAUGAGGAUUAUGAGAGAUGAAGAAGACAAAGAAGAGACCUGACAACGAUGAAGAUGAAGAUGAAGAUGAUGAGGAUAUCGAUGAUGACUUAUUGUACUUUCUAUCAGGUUCUUCUAGCUCCAGUGUCCAGUCAGCAGGCAACGUAGUUCAAUGAGGAAAUGUCUAGUGGCCCAAUGCGUGGUGCGUUCAACAACACGUCUUAUUUCAUUUUUUCGCUGGAGGUUGUCGACCUAAACGAACAUCGUGUAAGCUGUAAAUGUUUGUGUACAUUAGCUCAGAGACUGGCAUCAUACUCGGCCUUGAAUGUACAGUACGAUACUCACAGUAUAUUGGCUAAGAAUCCCACAUAAUCUGUGAUGUAGUUGUCCUGAUGUUUCAGUGUGUGUUUGUGUGUCUGCAUAAACAGAUGCAGUCGGUACGAUUCAUUUGAAAUGUUGCAGAUGAAUGAUCCCGCUCCUGAAAUGUGUGAUGAUGUUGUGGUUGCAGGAUUUUACCUCAUUGUUACUGUUAAGCCAAACAUUUCAAAAGAGAAUGGAGGUGACAACUUUUUAUUUUUACCAACUCAUCACCUUCGUAAAGAAAUGAGCAGCUUCAUGAAAGCAUCUAUAAACAAGCACAGUCACGGAGUUUCCUUAAGUCAAGAACGUUUGUGACACCAGGUUUUUUUAUUCGAUGAUGUGACGAUGAAUAACAAGAUUUUCAGUUUUGUACAUACGGUUCAGAAUAUUUGCAAAAAUAUUGACACGUACACGUUACCCUGGUGAUUCAUUACUUGCCCGGCAUGCCUGCUUCUCAGUCUGCACUACUCUACUGGUACAUAUACGAAACGUAUAAUUCACACGACCUCUUGCACACACACGCUCACACACACACACUGGGGUUGUGUAUCAAGCUGAUUUUUGUUCAUGAGUGUAUUGAAUCGCACAUUUCAUUCAUUAAACUCUGUUUGAU
Molecule: messenger RNA, 2672 nt
Organism: Paralichthys olivaceus (Japanese flounder)
Lineage: Eukaryota; Metazoa; Chordata; Actinopteri; Pleuronectiformes; Paralichthyidae
Source: RefSeq, a predicted model, not a curated record